Messenger RNA from Tachysurus vachellii, 3406 nucleotides. RefSeq names its product dipeptidyl-peptidase 4 (gene dpp4). Bases 157 to 2391 code for a protein of 744 amino acids. Gene Ontology annotation, molecular function: serine-type endopeptidase activity; dipeptidyl-peptidase activity. The record is from RefSeq and is a predicted model, not a curated record. NCBI's taxonomy places the organism in Eukaryota, Metazoa, Chordata, Actinopteri, Siluriformes, Bagridae. Gene Ontology annotation, biological process: proteolysis. The transcript is spliced from 26 exons.
AGAAGAAAAAAGAAAUCCUGUCAUCACUGGAUCUGAGUCUGUUUUACUAAACCAGCAGGAAAAAACUCGCGCAAACCUCUGCGCGCGCGGGACCGGACCGGGGGAUCAGACGCGUUACCGAGCAACAGGAACUGGAGCGUUACCGCGCGACCGAAAAUGCACGUGGGGAAGAUACUGCUCGGGGUUCUGGGAGCAGUGGUAGUGGUCACUCUGAUAGCUGUACCGACGGCUAUCUAUCUUAAUGAGAAGACCCCAGAAGAUGCCAAGCGGACUUUUACCCUUAAUGACUACUUCAACAGCAGCAUCAGACCCAGAUCAUUUAACAUGCGCUGGAUCUCUGAUCACGAGUAUCUUCACAGCACGCGAAACGAAGCGCUCUUAUUGUUUAACGUGUCUUCAGAGAAAGGAGAGAAGUUUCUGGAAGAGACUCUUGACUCCUUUAAAGCCUUCGAUUACUUGGUGUCAGCGGAUCGCAAGUUUGUUUGUUUACUCACCAACCACUCAAAGAUCUGGAGACACUCGUUUACCGCGACGUACUUAAUCUAUGACCGGGACAACAGGAAGUUACUCACUACGGAUUUACCACACGAUGUUCAGUACCUUGUCUGGGCUCCGGCUGGUCACAAGCUGGCGUAUGUAUGGGACAAUAAUGUGUAUGUGAAGUCCAGUCCUUCUUCACCAGCAGAACAAGUCACCAGUAGUGGAAAUCAGAUGAUCCUAAAUGGAAUUCCUGACUGGGUGUAUGAGGAGGAGAUGUUUUCUGGUAACCAUGCCAUGUGGUGGUCUCCAUCCGGGAGGUUCCUGGCCUUUGCUCAGUUCAACGACUCAGACGUGCACCUCAUUGAGUACUCGUGGUACGGACAGGGUCAGUAUCCGGAAACGGUCUCCAUCCCAUAUCCCAAGGCUGGAACACCGAACCCCACGGUCCGCCUCUUCGUGGUUGAUGCUCUGAACGUGUCCAAAAUUAUGGAGAUCUUAGUGCCAAGCGCACUGGCCUCACGAGAUCAUUACCUGAGCACCGUCACCUGGGUCACAGACAACACCAUCACAGUUCAGUGGCAAAACCGCACACAGAGUCUCGUCAUUCUGCAGGUGUACGAACUGAGCGGCGAGACGUGGAGCGUAAAGACGGAAAUAAAAGUGGAAAGCGCAACAGGUUGGGUCGGACGAUUCUCACCGACUGACCCUGUGUUUAAACCUGACGGUUCCAGCUUUUACUACAUCAAGAGUGACUCGAGAGGCUUUAAACACAUCCAUCACAUCAGUGGGACAACGGUCACAGCCAUCACAUCUGGACAGUGGGAGGUCACCGACAUCCUCAAGGUGACCAAUGACGCCAUAUUCUAUAUGAGCAACGAACACAACAGUCAUCCAGGCCAGAGAAACGUUUACAAAAUCACUAUAGACGGUGCGACUCAUUCCCGGGCCGACUGUCUCACCUGUACGCUGAUGGAGGACAGGUGUAAAUAUAACUCCGCCUACUUUAGCACUGACGGCACCUACUACCGCCUGAGCUGCUCAGGUCCCGGACUGCCUCUGUACACGCUACGAGACAGUCGAGGUGCUGGAUCAGAGAUCAGGGUUCUGGAGGAUAAUAAACUCCUGGAGUCGAUUCUUCAGAACAUCGCCAUGCCCUCGGUGACACACGGCACACUGAAGAUCGGCGGCUUCGACCUCUGGUACCAGCUGAUUCUGCCUCCUAACUUCGACAAGUCCAAAACUUAUCCUCUGCUGAUCGACGUCUACGCCGGGCCGUGCAGUCAGAAGUCAGAUUUCCGAUUCCGGAUCAACUGGUCUACGUAUCUGGCCAGCACGGAGAACAUCAUCGUGGCCAGUUUUGAUGGCCGAGGAAGCGGUUACCAAGGAGAUCGCAUCAUGCACUCCAUCUAUAAACGACUAGGCACCUAUGAGGUGGAGGACCAGAUCACCGCUGCCAGACAUUUCAUUGAUUUGGGCUACGUUGAUAAAGACAGAAUGGCGAUCUGGGGAUGGUCUUAUGGGGGUUACGUCACCUCCAUGGCCCUGGGAGCAGGAAGUGGAGUGUUUAAGUGCGGCAUGGCCGUCGCCCCGGUGUCCAAGUGGGAGUAUUAUGAUUCCAUCUACACGGAGCGCUACAUGCUCACGCCACAGGAAAACCCCGACUUCUAUGAAAAUUCCACUGUGAUGGAACGAGCAAAGAAUUUCGAUUCUGUUCAGUACCUGCUGGUGCACGGCACAGCUGACGAUAACGUUCACUUCCAGCAAGCAGCACAAAUCUCCAAAGCUCUCGUCAACCACCAAGUGGAUUUUGAGUCGAUGUGGUACACAGAUGAAGAUCACAGUCUCGGAGGGUCGGCCAAUGAGCACGUCUAUACUCACAUGAGUCACUUCCUGCAGAAGUGCUUUGCAUGAUUUGCGCCUGGAGACGUCACGUUCGACACGUGACUCAGUUCCUGGAAUUCAACGAUCUUUCUCAAAUCACCAAACCAAGUUUUCUUCAGCUGCUACUUUUUUUUUUUUUGCUAUUUUUUUGCUGUUUUCUGUUUUGUUUGUUUGUUUGUUUGAUGUUUUUUUUUUAAUUCCAGGUGUAAAUGAUUUUUUUUAUUCAUACUGAUGCUGCAGCAGCUUCUGCUUUUCACCGACUCGAUCAUUCGGCACGAGGUUUCCGAGGGUAAUUAAAGCGACACUUGACCGCGCGACCUCAGCGAUUCCCGACAGCCUGGUUCGUUGCUUAGCAACAGGCUGGGACGCUAAUAUUCCUUCACACGGCUUUCAGCGUCGCUCUUAAAUUUUUGCCGUGAAUCCGAGGCUGAAACUCGCAAGAAAUCGGAACGUUUUUAAACUUUGCAACACGAAAGCAACUUUAAAUAAAAAAUAAAGUCUUUGAGCCUGAAAUCUUCUAAAGCUGCGACAUUUUAUGCUAGGUUUUUAUUUUCCCUGUAAAUUCUUAGAGUAUUUUCCAAUUUUUUUUUUUUACUUCUUAAAAGUUUGAUGCAGAUGUUUUCACGACUGAAAUGAAAGUUUGUUAACAAUAGUUCAUUAAUUAAAUGUUUCCUUUUCAAACUUUUUUUUUUAAACGAUUGUAUUGCUUUAUUUAAAAAACCGUGGAGCUGCUGGUCUGUUCUCAGUUGCAUAUAUCUUCAGGUAUGAUUUUAUUGGAUCAUUUGUUUUAUAAUGUGUGUGAUUCGGGGCACUGAAGUUUCCUUCCUGCCUCAACGAAUAAACAAAGAUGAUUUCCUCUGAGCAGCUUUACUUAUCUGUGUGUGUCUUUUAUUUCAGUUCCAAUCAGGUCGAUAUUAAACACCGGGGAAUCAGAAAAUCGUUCAAUUUGUACCUUUGUUUUUAAAAAGAAAAGAAAAUAUUUAUUGUAAAUUCAUGAAAGUAUUUGAUGUAUUUUGCAAUAAAACUUCAAACAUUUGAACUAUUA